AGAGAGUUUGACAGUCAAAAGGAAGCUAAGCUCGACGCACUCUCAAAUGACUGAGAAACAAACUGCGACUUUGUGAACUAUAUUUAUUACCUAAAACAUCUUUAAUUGAGGAAGACAGGCUGACGCAUUAUAUAAAAGGAGGAGCGACAAAAGUAAAGGACGAGAGAGAACCAGGCCUGGACUUUACGCUAUGUUUUACAUGUGUGACCGGCAGUCGACCGUGAGGGAGCUGCCGGCAUUUUACUUUCGUUUUGUUGUUUGUUUAUUUUAUUAAAGUUUUGUUGUUCAACGUUCGCCGGUUCCCUCCUCCUUCUUCCUUGCUGUGAACAUUGUUACACAUAUAUACUGUAUAUAUUAUCCUACAGAACCUUAUAUUUACUGAAGAACUGAUUAGUGUGUCGGUUUUUAGUUUGGCUGCCUAGCUGUGCGUGCAACCAGUUUACGUCAUCGAAAAAGAAUAUGGCGGCCUCCUUAGGUUAAAAUGAGUAUUACAUUUAGGGUUUUUUUAAGAAUUGAAAAUAUUUGAUGUGUCUCUAACGACAAAUGCUAGUAGUGUAAGGCUAUUACAACGCAUUAAGCCAUACAUCUCUCUAUACACCGGGUUCCCUUUAAAAAACGAGUUGAAUGUAUGAAGUAGUAUUUCUGUGCUCAAUACACUCCCCAGCACAACUUGCUUUUGAAUUGGGGUUCCAUUUCUGCCAAUAAUGUGUCGACUGCAUUGUGCUUUGUACUAUACGUUUGUCUUUGUCUACUGUCAUUGCCUACUUGUUCAGGUAAAUGUGUAAAUGUAAAUGUUGUUGUGUAUGUUGUCUGUUGACGUCGUCUUAAUCUGUCGCCAUGCUGUCUUUUUCUCUGCCAUUUUUACUGGCAUACUUAUUGUCGUUUUGUUUGUCAUCUUAACUGUUGUCCAGUUCUGUUGUCCUUAAUGUCGUCUUGUUCUGUUGUCCUUUGUCAUGAUUCUGUCCCAUCCUGUCAUGCCUUCCUUGGUCUUGUGGCAGAGUCAUGGCAAAGCCUUAGGUUAUAUGUGGAGAGAGAGAUUUGACCCUUUCGGCCUUCCAUAUACUCUCUCUCCGGUGUUGCGUCUUUAAGCCCCGCCCUCUCGUUCCCUCCUUAGCUUCCCCUUAGUGUUUGAUCCUUGUCACCUGCCGGUCACCCUCCCUGUGUUAUCAUCCCUCGUUUGUAUUCCCCUUUAAAAAGCCCUCAUGUCUAUUGUCUUGUGCUUGUUCGUUGUGUAUUGAAGUCGUGCUUCUGUGCUUGUUGCUAUUUACCCUGCGUGUACGCCUUGCCUUGCCUUGCGCCUUGCCUUGCCUACCCUAGUCCGUGUUUGUUAGACGUUGUGUCGAUCCCUGUAUUUAGUUUAUUUUUUGCCCCCUCGUGGGAAGUGUUUUGUUUUGAAUUCUUCUUUUGUUACUGUGUCCCUAGUUCAUGUUUUGUGGGUGUUUUGUUUUGUAUUUAAUAAAUCUGUGUUAACCCCUUCAUCGCUGCAGCCUGUGCUUGGGUUCUUUUCCCCACACAACCGUGACAGUCCUUACUGUCGUCCUGUUCUGUCGUCUUAGGGGCCAAUCACACAGAACAUGUGCCUCUACAGUAGGGACCACAGAACAAGACGACAUCGAGACGACAGAACAGCACGACAGGACAGGCCGAAAGUAAAGAUGACAGAACAAAACGUCAAUACGGACAACAAGAAAAACCACAGAGAAAAAGACGGCAGGACGACAGAUUAAGACAAUGUCAACAGACAACAUACCCGUCAAUUUAUACAGAUUUACCUGAGGUUUACAAGUAGGCAAUGACUAUAGACAAAGACAAAUCUAUAGUAAAAAGCACAAAGUGGUCGACACAUUUUUGCCACAAAUGGAACCCCAUAUGCCAGACUGUUUUAGGCUGAUUGAAAGAAAACAAGUCAAAUUCCCACCCAAUACAACUGAGGGUUUUAGAAGAGCAUUUUACGUUGAACCUUGAAGCUGAUGGGCUACAGCAGCACAAAGACUACACCACGUGCUACUCCUGUCAACUAAGAACAGGAAGAAGCAAAAAAUCUGGAUGUUAUCUUUGAUGAUGGCUUAAAGUUUGACAAACAGAUUAACAUGGUGGUCAAGUCCUGUUUCUUCCAGCUUCGACUUCUGGCAUAAGUAAAACCUAUCUUGUCCAGUAAAAACUUAGAAAAAGUAAUUCAUUCUUUCAUACAUGUAGACUGGAUUACUGUAACUCUCUGUAUUUCGGGAUCGGUCAGUCAGCCCUAUCACGUUUGCAGUUAGUACAAAAUUCAGCUGCGAGGGUGUUAACAAGCACUAAAAAACGAGAUCACAUCACCCCAGUGCUACGUUCCCUGCAUUGGCUUCCGGUGCAAUAUCGUGUACAUUUUUAAAUUCUCCUUAUAGUGUUUAAAUCCUUACACGGUUUGGCCCCCUCCUAUCUUUCAGACUUACUGGUUGAACAUCAGCCCAUUUUGUCUCUUCGGUCAUCAAACCAAAGCUUACUGUGCAUCCCGAAGUCGAGGUUGAAGUGCAGAUGUGACCGUGCCUUUUCAGUCGCUGCCCCUAGACUGUGGAAUUCCUUGCCCCUCAGAAUCAGAUCUGCAUCUUCUUUAUCUGUUUUUAAAUCAAUGUUGAAAACUUACCUUUUUUACUUUGCUUUUUGUAAUUAGUAGCUUUUAAUUUUUCUAUGUAUUUUUGUUUGUUCUUUUGAAAUUGUUUUCUUUUGUGCAGCACAUUGGUCAACCCGGGUUGUGUUUAAUAGUGCUAUAUAAAUAAAGAUGACAUUGACAUUGACAAGCAAACAAAAAUAGUUCAGAAAAACUGAAAGGGUUAAGCUUUGUGUCACCGCAUAUUGCAACAGUGUUUGUGAGUGGGUAAAGCAAUUUCCCUGAGGUCCCUGUGGUUAAAAUGGUUUCAUUAAUUUCACAAUAUUUUUGAGUAUAAAUAAAGUUCUGUCAUGACAACUCUCGGAGGGUUUAGCAUGGUAGUGUACAUGACAAUGUAUUUGGUCUUGGCGGAAUAGAUCUGCUACGCUGCUGCGGCGGAACAAGUACAGCAACUUGCUACUGCCAAUACAUCCACAACAUCCUGCUGUGUGCAUGUAAGGAAUGCUGAUGCUACACAUAUAACAUAUAUGAAUAAACCCAGUAUACGUACACGAUAACCUUGUAGCAGAUCUAUACAAGUGGAGCUGGGGAAGGAGGAGGGUUUCUGAAGCGCGCUGCUUGCUACAACAAUCACUAGCCAAGAUUUAAAUGUUGAGCAGCAAGCUCAUUGGCUGCUGAUACAGAAGGAACCAAUCAGCUGCACCGUGUGGUAAAGUCAUUAUGUCAGAUCGGUUUAGACUAUAGGACUGCGCCAUCUAGAGUUUCAUGCCAGAACUUUUACUUUUAAUGUCAUUUACAGUUUACAGGUUGCUUAAUCCUAUGAAAUAAAUAGACAUUUGUCAAAGCAACCAUUAAAACGCAUGCACUCAGCUGAACCCAUUUUGCUUCCAUUCAGUUAGUAUCCUGUUUAAAUCUUGAGCAUUAUCUGUGUUGCCUUCGUAUUAUAUUCAGCAAAGUGGUCUAUUUUUUGGUCUAUCGUGUUUACAGAGGUGAUAUGAACGGGUCAUGUGAUAAGUUUCACGUCAUGUGUCAUUUACAAUGUGUUCACUCCACACCAAAUGCAAACACACGCCUCUCCGGACUGAUAAAGACCUAUUGUUUCAGAGCAGGCCGGGUGUGAUGGUGAUGUGAUAUCAACACAAGGUUGCUGUGUAUUUUAAUGGAUUUGAGCAACUUUUAGCAAUGCUGAUGCCGUCGUCGUGUGAUUUGGCUUGCAAAUAUUCUUAUUUCUGACUAAAAACAGGAUUAGAACCUUGAGUUACCAAAGAGAACAUCCGGCUUUCACUUUGGCUAUUAUGUUUUGUGUGGUCUAAUUUAUUUGUUGGAAGCUGUCCAUUGCAUCCGAUAUUUGUAUUUUCUGCAUUUGUGGAGAGAGAUUUUCGGAUUGGGAUCGGAUUUGAUAUCUACUGGUUUGUUUUCCACGAAUUGCAGAUCAGUUGUGCAAUAUGUGGGUCAUGGAAUUAAGGGGCAUGAAAGCUAGUGGGAAAGCGUUGGGCCAUGACAUAUAGCAUAAAGUACUUGCAGUAAUAUUAUUGCAAUAAAAUGAUUGUGAACAGUUUAUCUUGCACUUAUUGCUUUUUAAUUUGUCACUAUGAAUGCUUGGAUGUUGGAAAGUGGUUGUUAUGGUGAUGUUCUGGGUAGUUACUAGGGUUCUGCUAGUAAAAAAAAAGCAAGCAACAUUAUAAUAUAUUUCACACUUGCUAACACAAUGCUAUACAAAUUUAGCUGUAUAUUGCGCUAUAUAGGUUAUUGUGCUAUAAAGUUUCGAAGUAGGAAUUUAAAUUAAAGGGGGUCGUACACCGGACACGGAAGCGCCGAGCCGUGCAGCGUCGUGUCUAGGACAACUCUGUUAUUAAUGUGGUAGAAUCUAGAGUUUUUUGUGUUAAUGCACCUUUUUUCCAUUAUUCCCAAACAGAUAAAUGGAUCUUGCCGCUUAUGGUGAAGGCAGUUUGUACAUUACCGUAAAAAUGAUUUCAGUCAAAUAACAUAUACUGUAAUUUAAGAACAGCAUCCAGAGUUGUAGCGGAGUGCAGCUAUAAGGCGCCGAAUGGUUUCUUUUUGCAAACAAUGGGGCUUGCACUGCACGGCUCGGCACUUCCAUGUCCGAUUUGCGGCCCCCUUAAGAACAUUUUUGUGUAACCACAGCUUUUGUAUGUUUAUUUUAGAAAAAACUGUUUCAAUUUCACAUCUAAGAUAAUUGGGACAAAGUUGUUCAUAAACACUGCUUAUAUAAUGAUUAGAACUUUGCCCUGUACAGUAUAAUCACCUUCAGUGCUGACAUGGAUAUGUGACCGACCAAAAAAGCAAAGCAGUGAAAACAAUAGCGCCUUAAGCCAUAUCCGUCUUACCUUACUGCCGCGUUACGUACUCUGCUGCGAUUGUUUGUUUGCUUUGUGGGCAGUGACAUGCGGAACCGACCUUCGUAGGAACGAUUUCACGACUAACUGUUGCAAGUCCGUCUUCUUUGGUGUUAAAGGUUAAACAGCCUGUCAAGGAAGAGCUUUACACAUGGACGGCUGUGUCGCAAACAGCCAAACAUGGGUUCCUGAGUUUCACUGACAUCUACAAGUGCUUUAAACACCCAUUAAUGCUUGGAAAGUGGACCAAUCAUAAGCUGAAAAUUAUUCUCUUGGGGUCUUGAGAGGAUUGAAGUCAUAUUGAGCUGGAUAUGCAGUGGCUCCAAUGAACAAGAGAGCGGUUUACAAGAUGAAUUCAACAUCAGAUGACACCGGAGGUGGGAGACCUCAAAAAACUGCCGGCAAAGACCACAAAAAGCCCACAGCAGAAGCCUUGAGAGGGGCCAUUCAGCUUGGCAUUGGAUACACAGUUGGCAAUUUAACCUCCAAACCAGACAGAGAUGUUCUCAUGCAAGACUUUUACGUUGUUGAGAGUGCCUUUCUUCCCAGUGAAGGCAGUAAUCUGACCCCAGCUCACCACUAUCCUGACUUUCGCUUUAAAACAUAUGCGCCUCUGGCUUUCCGCUAUUUUAGGGAGCUCUUCGGAAUUAAACCAGAUGACUACCUGUACUCUAUUUGUAAAGAGCCUCUGAUCGAGCUGUCAAACCCUGGAGCGAGUAGUUCUUGGUUUUACUUAACCAGUGAUGAUGAGUUCAUCAUAAAAACUGUGCAGCACAAAGAAGCAGAAUUUCUACAGAAGUUACUUCCUGGUUACUACAUGAAUCUGAAUCAAAAUCCAAGGACACUCCUCCCAAAGUUUUACGGGCUCUACUGCAUCCAGUGUGGUGGUGUCAAUAUCCGUUUAGUGGUGAUGAACAACGUUCUGCCCCGGUCUUUAAAAAUGCACUACAAAUAUGACCUUAAAGGCUCCACGUACAAACGCAGAGCAUCACGGAAAGAGCGUGCCAAAACCUCUGCAACCUUUAAAGACCUGGACUUCCAGGAGAUGUUCGACGGUCUUUAUUUUGAUGCAGACACAUACAACGCUCUUAUGAAGACGCUUCAGAGAGAUUGCCGGGUGUUGGAGAGCUUUAAGAUUAUGGACUACAGUUUGUUGCUGGGAAUCCAUGUUCUGGAUAGGAAGAUGAGGGGGAGAGGAGGCAGAGGCGACAGUAAACGUCAGGGUGGGCAGAAGGUCUUGUACUCCACGGCUUUGGAAUCAAUUCAAGGAGACGGAAAAGCUGCUGAGGUGCUCGCUGACACAGACGAUGACUCAAUGGGUGGCAUCCCUGCUAAACACAAAGAUGAGAAGUUACUGAUCUUCUUGGGCAUCAUUGACAUUCUGCAGUCGUACAGAUUUAUAAAAAAGGUCGAGCACUCUUGGAAGGCUCUGGUACACGAUGGCGAUACAGUAUCUGUCCACAGACCUAAUUUCUACGCUGACAGAUUCCUGAAGUUCAUGGGCAGCACAGUAUUUAAAAAGAUCCAUCCCCUCCGUGGUGCCUCCUCUAGAAGGAAGAAAAACUCUAUACGGCCAUGUAGGUCGGCCUCACAGGAAGCUCUGUCAACCGUGAUAGAAGAGAGUUUAGAUAGGAAGGCACAAAGUCUUGAAAACCUUGAUGAUCCAGAUCCGAGCUCCUCUCAGAAAACUGAUGUCAUUCUAAUCACCACCAGCAUCCAUCCAGCAUUUUCUGUGAACACCAUUUCUUCUGCUUCCUCUAUAGAUGAUAAGGUUGAACAGGAAGCAGACUCAGAGAGCAGAGAUCACAGAAUAUCCACCUCGACACUUGCUUUGGAGGAUAGUGCUCUUCCAACCUCAAAUUCACAGGCGAGCACACCCGAGUCGGGUCUAGAUGUGUACUUGUGAUACAUCGAUUGGAACGGACCAUCAAAACAUCUACGAGACUGAGAGGCAGUGGACAGAUGUCACAUUUUAUAUCAUUAUUAAAAUCAUUUCAUUUAAUAAUGGCAAGACUUGCCACUUGCUGUCUCACCAUAGACUUUUGCACAACAGAUUUUGUAGCUGCUAAUACGCAUAAGAUUAAGAAAGAAAAAUCUUAUGUCUGAAACCGUGGCAAAGCGAUUGCCACACUAUUGUAGUGUGUGCACUUUGUACCCACUUGCAGGCACAAGUUUGUCAUUUAACAUUAGUUACAUUCCCAUUACAGCAUAAAGCCUACAUCGAAUGAAUGCAUUGGUUGAUAUGCUAUGUAAAAGGUGUAAUACCAGAUGUGUCCAGUAUAGAAAAUAUUAUUUAACAGUUAUUUAACAAUUAUUAUUUUAUAAUUAAAAAUUAAUUAUUAUUAAUUAAUUUAAUAAUCAUGUCAUAUUUUGUGAGCACUCCUAACUUAAAUUAUUUGUGAUUAAUUAAGUGAUUAUUUUAUUAAUUUUAAUUGAUUGUUACAGUACAAUGAUUAGUGCCAAAUAGUAUAAAUGGUGACAAAAAUGAACAUGAAGUUUGAUCAUUGACUUUGAUGCACAAUUAAGUCUAUGUUAUGAUCAAGAGAGUCAUUGUAAUGUUUAGCUCGACUGUGUAAAGAUUUAUAUGGGUUCAACAACGAAGAACUUUAAGGACUUUUAUAAAAGCAUAAUAUAUUUUGAUUAGAUACAUAUAAUAUAUAAUUUAAGUGUGCUACUAUGUAUAGUGUUUUACAGUUGCUCUUAUGCUAUUAAAUGCUGCAUCUUACAAA
This is a messenger RNA of Triplophysa rosa, 7673 nucleotides long. It is a transcript of the gene pip5k1ba, whose product is annotated as phosphatidylinositol-4-phosphate 5-kinase, type I, beta a. NCBI's taxonomy places the organism in Eukaryota, Metazoa, Chordata, Actinopteri, Cypriniformes, Nemacheilidae. Gene Ontology annotation, molecular function: phosphatidylinositol kinase activity. Bases 5270 to 6850 code for a protein of 526 amino acids. Gene Ontology annotation, biological process: phosphatidylinositol metabolic process. The transcript is spliced from 17 exons. The record is from RefSeq and is a predicted model, not a curated record.